AUGGGUUCGGAGUACAGCGAUGAGUAUGAAGGGUACGAAUCCUCAAGUGUUGGCGACGAGCACGAAGAUACUAUCAAUGAGAUUGUUGCCGAGGUUGUCGACCAGUUUCUCACCGAAUUCAGUAGACAUCUCGGAAUCCAACAGCCCGAAAUCUCAUCAUUAUCGCGCUCGUUGGCGCCCAAGAUACCCGAGACUGAGGAAGAGUAUCGAGAGUAUGUCUGGGGUUACAUUGAGCAUUACCUCCAGUCGUAUUACCAACCCGGGGAUCCAUACGUGGAGGAACUAGUGAAGAGUGCGGCUGUUCGCGCCAAGGAUCUCACACAAAAAUACGACUUGGAACCCGGAACCACGCCAAAGUUGGCCGUCAUGGCCUUAUAUGACUUUGUGAUCCUCUGCGAUGACAGCCGUUCAAUGAAAAGGGAAAAGGGUGCUCGUAUACGGGCUCUCGAAGAUACUUGUCAACGUGUUGCUGAAAUUGCCAGCGCUAUACAAGACCAGGAUGUGUAUCUUCGGUUUCUGAACAACCAAGAAGAUCGGCACCUGAAUAAGCUGUCACCAACUGAGAUCAAAAACCACAUGAAGAAGGUCAGGUAUUAUGGGUGGACCAGACUGGGAAACGCGCUCAGAACCAAGAUUGUCCAGCCUCUCAUUUUCGACCCGUUGGAGAAUGGCCUUUUUGCGAAGCCGGUCAUUACUAUCGUUGUAACAGAUGGACACCCAGAUGGUGAGGAUGAGAAUUGCUUUGGUGAGACCAUCUUGGAAUGCAAAAAGAGAUUGACCCAGCUUUCCAAGCAGCCAGCGGGUGCAAUAUUUCUCAUCUCGAGGGUUGGCAAUGAUGCCAAUGCAGAGAAUUUCCUAAGUAACCUCAGGAUGAACAAGGAGUUACAAGAGGUGCUCUAUUGUUGUCAAGACCAGCUGGAUGAGAGGCGGGAGGUGUUCCGCAGAGCUGGCGGAGAUAAUCAAUAUUCUUCGUAUGUGAAUGAAGAUGUCCAACAACUCAUCCCCUGGGUCUUCCAACAAUCAAACCUUAUGGACCGGGACUGUACACAGAGCUGGCCAGAAGAAGAGCUUCUCUUCAAGACCUUGUUCGCUCAACUCGUCGCCUAUAUAGAGGAGCAAGAACAUGGAAAUAUGAUUUCAGAAAUCUUGUGCAAGGCGACGGGGAUAACAAAUAUUCUGAAACCCAGCGAGACAAUCACGUUACCUAGGAAAAGCUGGAGGGUUGGUGACAGGUCGACGCAUGUGCAGUUCCUCCACACGCAGAGCCAUGUUUUUGGGGACUUGAUGCGAAGCAUCUAUCGUAGACUUGAGGAUGUGGAUGAUGAAGCACCGAGGCUCGGGUAA
Messenger RNA from Aspergillus eucalypticola CBS 122712, 1344 nucleotides. Its product is annotated as vWA domain-containing protein. The record is from RefSeq and is a predicted model, not a curated record. The transcript is spliced from 4 exons. The coding region runs from base 1 to 1344 and encodes 447 amino acids. NCBI's taxonomy places the organism in Eukaryota, Fungi, Ascomycota, Eurotiomycetes, Eurotiales, Aspergillaceae.